AGUGCGCGUUCAUCCUUCGUACGCUCAUGUUCAAACUAUUUGAAUUUUAUCAAAUAACUUGCUCCUAUAUCAACUCGAGCCGGUCUUACAAACCAUAUCAUCAAUUUAAAAACAUUAUUUCUCAUAAAACAGCAUAAUUUUUCAACCACAAAAGUGUCAAGUAGUUUUAUUAUUUUAAAUUAAUUUAUUACCUUUGUUUUUUCCAAUUUAAAAACUUGUUUUUUUAAAAAAUAGUUGAUUAAUUUUUACUUUAUAUCGUAUGAAAAAUAGGAGAAAAAAAAAAUUGGUAAAAUAAAAGAAAUUAAAGUGAAUAAUAGGGUCACACGUGCUACGACAAGUUUGUAGGUUUCGAUGUAAAUUUGCAUAUCGUAAAUGUCUCGUUGGUUUAUCGAACGAUUCAUGCACACAUUUACUAGAGAUACGUUGGUGAUAAUCUGACGUUAUUCAACGUCACAAUUGUAUUUUUAUUUUCAUUAUUUGUUGAAUAAAGAAAAAUAAUAUAAAUAUGUCAAAAUAAAAUCAUAUCAGAAAAACGAAAUAAAAUAUUGUGAUAUGAAAAAAAAGUGAUUUAUUAGCUCAAUAAUGCUAUAAUAUUUAUAUCUAUUUAUUUAAUUAAAUAAAUAUAAAAAAGAAAAUCAAUAAUAAGUGAUUGAUUUUUGUUUUAAAACUGUAAUAUAUUAUUAUCAUGAAAUUUUUUAUUUCAACGGACACGUGUAUGAUUCGGAGUAAUUUUUUUCAAUUUAAUUUAUUCAAAAAAGAGUAGCAAUAUAUAUUUUUAUUUCAUUGUUUAAUUUAUAAUUAACUAUUAUAAAGUAAAAUAUUAAAAACAAAUUAACAUUAUUUAUCGAAAAAAUAAGAAUAUUUUUUUGUUUUUUUUUUUUGUAAAUAUGCGUGCACCCUUGAUUUUAUUGGGUGGCAUUAUCGUUUUGUCACUCGCUGUUGCGAGGGCUUUGUCUUGUGUUUGUUCACCAUUGGAAUGUGACAUUUUAACUGUUGAAGAUUGUCCAGGUGGACUUACCUGGGAUCCCUGCAAGUGUUGCAAAGUUUGUGCGAGGGUUGAGGGUGAACCCUGCGGUGGUUUAUUCGGAUUUUCCGGCAGUUGUGCAGUGGGUCUCCAGUGUGUUAUUAAAAAUCUUCGUCCACCAGAUGAGCUCGAUGAGGGAAUAUGUACAAAAAUACCAGGCAGAUGGCGACGACAUUGUCCACAUCAACCAAAAAUGUCUGGUGGUGGUUGUAAUUUAAUUGGUGAUGGUAUUGCAUCAAGUGAAACUGGACAAUCAGAUAAUACUGGUAGAUGUUUAUGUGGACCAUCUGUACCAUGGUGUCCUGGUGAACCACGACCAUAUACAUUUACAACUCGUCACGAGUGUCAACUUAAUCUUGAUGCGAAAAUUGCUUACGAUGAUUUUCUUGAUGCAUCAGAACUUCCACCUGUCGAGGGUGUACAUGGUACAAUAUGUCCUGAAGAUAGUAUUCCAACAGAGGAUGGAUGCAAGUGUGUAACACCAUGUCUACCACACAAAUGUCAGCAAGGACAACAUCCUGUACAAGUAAAGCCUGCAAGACUGGAAAAUCCAGGAAAUUGUUGUCCUAUCUACAACUGUGUUCCCUCAGAACCAAUAUCAUUUCGUCGUUCUGGAGAUGAUAGAAAAGAUCCACAAAUUUGUAUUGACAAUAAUGGAAUAACAAAAUCAGUUGGUGAUGAAUGGCAACCACAGCCAUGUAAUCAUUGUACUUGUGAAGAGACAAAUGAUGAUCAUGGUCGUAUAUCAUGUCAAGCAACAAUGUGUAAAAGUUGUGAAAAACCAACACCAAUAAUACCUGGUGAAUGUUGUCCACGUUGUUUAGAGACAAUUGAAAAUAAUAACACAAAUACAAUAAAAACAAUAACAAGCACAAGUAAAAAUAUUCAUGUGCCUGUUGUAACAUCAAGCUGUAAUUCUCUUGAUGAUUGUGAUCCACCAUGUCAUCUUGAUCCUGUCACUGAUGCCGAUGGAUGUCCAAUUUGUACAUGUCCAAAUGUCAUACAGAAUACAACAAAUAUAGAUUUAACAGAUGAAAUUUGCCCCGAGCUAUCACACUGUGGUCACGAAUGUAUCAUCCAGAAAGAUCAAAGUGGUUGUCCUGUUUGUGCUUGUGAUACCAACAUAGAUACUGAAAAUACUGUUAAACCAGUAAAUGUGCCAUACGAAGAGGAAGAUGCGAUUGGAGGUGGUGGUGGUGUUGAUGAUGAUGGUAUUAUCUGUCCAGCUUUCAAAUGUGAUUUGCACUGUGAUAUGGGUCUUCUUAUGGAUGAAAAUGACUGCACCAUUUGCCAAUGCAAGCCUCAGGCAUCAUGUCCAUCUCCUAUUAGAUGUAAAAAAAAAUGUCCCUAUGGCUAUAAACUCAAUAGACGUGGUUGUCCGUCAUGUCGUUGUCGAGCAACAUGUUUGGAUCACCACAAUAAUACACAUCCAGAAGGUUCAUCUUGGCAUCCAGACGUUUGUACAUCGUGCACAUGUGAUUCAGCAAGUCGUUUAGUUUGCAAGGAAAUUGUCUGUUCAAUUGCAUGUAAAAAUCCUUUACCACCAGUAGCCGGCACCUGUUGCCCCAUUUGUCCUAUCAACGAAAUUGUCAGCAAAAAUGAACACACGAGUACUAGAGGCUGGGGUAUUAUUCCCAUAACCCUCAUUGCUGUUCUAACACUUUUUUGUAUGGUACUUAUGAUUUAUGUUGUGAGAAAUAAAUAUAAAGGUAAAUUAUCACCAUCAACAAAUAUGUAUACACCAUAUCCAGCACAAUACUACAAAUGUGUGCCAGCUUAUGAUACACCAUCACAUCACAAUGAAAAAAUUGUACCACUUUAAAAUAAUAACUGAUUUGUUUUUUCUGUAUGCGUGUGUGAGGAUGUGUGGAUGUUAAUUUAAAUUAAAAGAACAUUUAUAUGACUGUAAACUUGUUAUUAAAUAUCAUGAUGAUAAAUAAUUAUCAACUUUUCACAAUGCAAAAAUAUUAAAAAAAUUGAUUUAAAGAAAAAAAAUAAACAAUAACCAAAUAAAAUUUAAUUAACAUAAAUUUAAAGUUAAACAAAGAGAAGUAAAUUGAGAUUUUUAAUUACGUAAAAUAUAUUUUUGUUUGAUAUAUAAAUUGUUGUUUUAAAAUUAUAUAGAAUCAGUGAUCUCUAAAAUACUGUAUUUAUUUUUUUCUUUUUUUGUUGAAACAUUAACAAAAAAGAAAAAAAUAAAUACAGUACCUAUUUUAGAGAUACACAAUCAUAAUUUAUCAUUGUGUAUUUUUCCUUUUUUUUCUUUCUUUUAAUAUCUCAAAGAGACUUAUGAAAUGUAUGGAUCAAAGUAUUAAUUUUUUUGUUUAUGUCGUGUUUGUCAUGUCCAGGAAAGUGAUAGUUUUUUUUUUUUUUUUGUUUGUCGUUGACGACGAUAUUGUACACAGUAUGUUAGCUCGUAAGUGUGUAUACAAGUAAUUGAGUAAGUGUAUGAGUGGGUGUAAAAUGUGAAAUAUAUGAUAAUUGA
Messenger RNA from Aphidius gifuensis, 3509 nucleotides. It is a transcript of the gene cmpy, whose product is annotated as kielin/chordin-like protein. The transcript is spliced from 9 exons. The record is from RefSeq and is a predicted model, not a curated record. Gene Ontology annotation, molecular function: insulin-like growth factor binding; serine-type endopeptidase inhibitor activity. Gene Ontology annotation, cellular component: extracellular region. Lineage: Eukaryota; Metazoa; Arthropoda; Insecta; Hymenoptera; Braconidae. Bases 888 to 2846 code for a protein of 652 amino acids. Gene Ontology annotation, biological process: regulation of cell growth; regulation of signal transduction.